Penicillium expansum is the source of this 3111-nucleotide messenger RNA. Its product is annotated as basic helix-loop-helix domain-containing protein. Gene Ontology annotation, biological process: SREBP signaling pathway; positive regulation of transcription by RNA polymerase II. The record is from RefSeq and is a predicted model, not a curated record. Bases 1 to 3111 code for a protein of 1036 amino acids. Lineage: Eukaryota; Fungi; Ascomycota; Eurotiomycetes; Eurotiales; Aspergillaceae. The transcript has a single exon. Gene Ontology annotation, molecular function: protein dimerization activity.
AUGUCCGGCCCCAAUAUGGAGAAUGACUUUCAACUUUUCUCUUCACGAAAUUCUGGCGGGGAUGAGACGCGAGGAAAUGAUCACUUGUUCACACACCCAACCGGAGAGAAUGUGAACCAAGAUUGGACCCAGUGGAUGCGAUGGGAUGAGCCAAUGUUCUCGGAAGGAGAUCAGAAGACAACAGCCUCAUCUAUAGAUCUACCAUCUAUCUCCCCGCAUACAGAUAUGAGCUCCCCGAGUCAUUUGAACUACAAAGACUUCUCACCUAAUCUUCCGCUCGGCUUGAUGGAAAUUCCAUCUGAGCCCAAUGCCGGGAACAACCUUGGGUACACCCACAGCCUGCCUGGACAAAAUUGUCACACAAGCCAGCAACAACAUUUAGGUCUGGUGUCUCCAAUCUCAAGUGUUGGGACAAGCCGGAAGCGAAAGACAGGCAGCGAUGAUGAUUCCACCGCAGUGACUGGACCAGUGCAACCAGGCAAGAAAAUGCCCGCCAAAAAGCGAGCCCACAACGUCAUCGAGAAGCGGUAUCGCGCCAACUUAAACGAUAAAAUCGCCGAACUUCGCGACAGUGUUCCCAGCCUUCGGUCGACCAAGAAUCCAAAUGGAGGCUCGGCCGAUGAUGACGAUGAAGCGGAUGGAGCAAAUGCUGCGAACAAGCUCAACAAAGCAUCCAUUUUGUCGAAAGCAACGGAGUACAUCAAGCAUCUGGAAAUUCGUAACAAACGUCUGGAAGACGAAAACACUGAUUUGAAGAAUCGGCUCCGUCAGGCUGAUAAAGCAGCAGAUCAGGCUGCCACAUCCUCGGCCUCUGUGUCCUCGCCCAGCAACUAUGCCUCGACGGACUCGGGCUCCGGUACAUCACCUAGUGUGUUUUCUCAGGCGGAAGAGGUGUCCAGCGAGAGUUCACCUACCUCUCAGAACCCUCCAGAGGGGCUCCUUCCGGUUCCUGAUGCGUGGAAACGUAUGCGAGCUGAAACUGCAAAGCAAGGAGUCUUUGCCGAGUCAUAUAUCAAAUAUCCCUCGUCAUCAUCCUCAUCGCAUCAUCCGCAAUAUGCCAGAGAAGAUACCUCCACUCGACGUUCAAGGAUGCCCAACAAGUAUAUGCUGGGUGCCCUUGCCGGUCUGAUGGUUCUUGAAGGUAUGGGCUCUGACGAUUCCGAGUCCGAGGCAAAGGGCCUGUUUGCACUCCCCAUCAGCCUUUUCGGCCGUUUCCAAACACCCACACUGGCGCACUGGGAAUUCUACCUGAAGCAGUUCUGGUACUCGUGGCAGGCGCGUGCAUUUUCUCAUUUCCUUAUGCUAGCAACGCUGGUCGUUGGUAGUGCAUUUAUUGUUUUUGUCUACUUGUUCAAUGCGCAGCCCAUCACGCGGCGUGGCCCAUCUAAAUCGGCUUCUGAGGGCCCGACUGCGCCUCUUACGUCUAGUGAUUUCCGUCGGCAGGCUUGGCUGACUAGCAUGCAACGGGUCGGUGUUCCACGUCAUAGAUUCUUCCGAGAGUGGUAUGUUGUUACUUCAAGAUGCUUUGAAUACGUCUUACGAUGCUUGAUGGGAUGGAAACUCUACUCAUGGGCCACUGGAAUCACUGAGGAAGAUGAAAAGGGGCGAGUCAAGACUUGGGAUAUCGCAAUUGAUGCUCAACUCACUGGCGGAGAUGCUGAGAUCAGCAAGAGCCGCCUUGUGCUCACUAUCUUCGCUGCCGGCACACUCCCCUGUACUCCCGCAAGAAUGAUAAUUAAGGCCUUGCAUGUCCGCAUUCUUUUGUGGAACGUGGGAGAGGCAGGCUCCUGGUCGUUCCAUGUGUCAAACGACAUUGCGCGAGCUCUUGCCAGAUUCCAGUGGGGUGUGGCUCGAGAAAUCAAUGCCGCGCUACCUGAGGGUCACCCUGAUCAACUUCCCCCUCACCUUGCUGCCCUGAUCAAGCUGGAUUGCGAGGAUGUCAUGAUUGACAACAUUAUUCAACGUGCUGUGAAUCUGACAUGGAACCGACCAACCCAAGAAGGUACUGGCGACGACGAAGUGCUGCUUGAUGUUGUAGACGAGGACCCGGCUAUCCAAUGUUCACAAGAUGCCCUUGCGGCUUGGUGGUCCAGUCAUCUUUUGCAGACCGCUCUUCUCAACUAUUUCGAAGCAAGCGAGAAGGGCCCGGUGUCCAAGGCAAGCCGUGAUGCAUUCAAAGAGAAGAUUCGUAUGUCUCUUGAUGUGGCGCCAGUGCUUUCCGCCGCGUAUACUCGGGCACUCGUGAUGAAAGCAGUAUUCUUUGAACAAAACCGCAUUGAAAAUGUUGGAGCAGUUCUUGCCGCGCUACCGAAAGAGAAGAGAAAGGGAAGUCAGAGUCACUCAUCCAACUUCCUUGAUUCCUCUCUGCCCGUUUCUGUGCGGGAUGAAAUUUCCAUUGCCGUGCGUUGUGCUAUGAUUGCCACCAUUCUCACCGAACGAUCCACAGGUGACGCCUCCUCACUACCGGCGUCAUUCACCGUUCAAAAGGCUAUCACUUGGUUCAAUCAGCUUCCGAUCGAUCCAGUCGAGCUUUCACUCAUUGGGUUCUCGUCUGUCUAUCAUCUCCUACACCUCCUUGCCUCUGACGUGGAUUAUAUCGCGUCAUCCGAUUCAUCCUCCCCUUCGACUCCAGCUUCGGAGGCUACCUCCUCCGCAGACGAUGAAGCCGAAGAAAAGCCCCGUUCGGCCCAUAAGCUCUUCAUCUGCCCCCGCGACAUCCCCAAUCUCGGGCGGGUAUCAGCAGAACUCAUCUAUUGGGCCCGAAAUGCCUACACCCCGGCCUUCUACGGCUUUUCAUCUACUCUUGUUGAAGUGAUUGUCAAUUCGUGCACAACAAUUUGCCAAAACGCAGGCAUCAAUGUUGAUGACUUUGUGCACGCCGCACCUGACAGGGCUCUAUCCAAGAAACGCAGGACCCGUCGGCGCAGGGGAGAAUCCCAGUCGUCUCAAAGCGACGCCGAUCAAGAUCCAGUUGAUUAUCCUGUCCCAAGACCGCCUCUGCGUCGGGGACGAUCAGCCAGCAACGACACUGGGUAUGGCAGCCUCUCUGUUGAGGAAGAUGAACAGCCAGUACCCCAUUCCCCUCCCAAUGUGCAGGAGGUACCUGCCUGA